Messenger RNA from Moneuplotes crassus, 1589 nucleotides. NCBI's taxonomy places the organism in Eukaryota, Ciliophora, Spirotrichea, Euplotida, Euplotidae. The record is from the annotation of a GenBank genome assembly.
AUUAUUUAUGAGUUCUAAAAGGACGGAGUUCCUCAAGAAAUUUAAGAAUAAAAUCACUUUGAUCAAGAAAGACGGUCUCCCCGGAGUGAUUCAGAAUUCGAAUCAGCCUAUUCAGAAGAGUAUUAAUUUCUCCUCCUCGAGGAUUAGCUCUUUAAUUCAGAAGAAGUUGGGGAAUAAAAAUGGGUAUAAUGAUAUGAAGCACAGGUUAAGUCAGGAGAACCCAAGCCGUAAUAUUAAAAUUCAGAAGUUUGAAAACAGUGUUGAAACGAAGGAUACAAGUACUAAUCUGACUAUAAAGUCUAAAAUGAUGAUGAGUAAAAAUAGUGGGUAUUCUAUUAAGCAUCAAAAAUCUGAACGAAAGAUGUUUCCUCAGAAAAUUGCAAUGAACAGUAAGCCACCUCCUCUACUCAAAGACGAUCUCAACAUCUCAGUCUACGAAAAUAAUCAAAGUAAUGAUAUCAAAUUUUACGAUGGUAAUGUUCAGAGGGAGACGCCUAGUUUCAAUGAUGUGCGAGCUUAUUUAAAGAAAAUACCUAAGGAGCAAAGAAAUAAUGACAGAAACAAGUCAAUUAAGAUCCAUAACUCCUCAUCUACUGGGAUAACCCCUAUAAAGGCUAAGGAUCGUUCAAUUCUUCCUUAUGCAGAGCAAGGUGAAAAGAGGAGAAGACCCGAGCACGAAAGGCAAUCAUCCCUUCUGACACUUCCUAAGCUAGACGAAUCUGAAGACUUUGCUAAUUACAAGAAGAUCAGGUCAAGAAUGUUAAUGUCUGAACAGAAGAAAUCUCGCAAAGAUAAUUUAUACCUUCGCUUCAGGUCUUCUGAAGAGACCAGCUUAAAAUCUGGUUCUAAAAGUCGGAAGUCCAAGUUGAUUAAGAAGAACAUAAAGUCUGGUGGGAGGAACCUUCGUAAAUCCAAUAUUGACAUCAAGAAUAAAAGCACUCUGUCAGUUGAGCAGUUUAAUCUCAACAUUAAGAAUGUGAGCAAGACAAAAAGAGGAAAGUCCAAUAAUACUGAAACCUCCAAGAAUCAUAUCUAUGAGAAGAAGUUUGGAUACAGUCGGAGAAAUGUGUCUCCUUAUGUUCCGAGUGAUUUAAGAAAUAGCAAUGAGAAAUCUAUGAAACCUCAGAUAGAGAUCUGCUCAUUGGAUGAGCCAAUGAGACUAAAGGGAAGGAACAGAGAAACCUCAGACAACCUUACUGAGUCCUUGCCUAGUAUUAAAGAUCCUAAAAGAUCAUUGAUACUGCCUUACUCCUUAAGAUCGGUUAGCAAGAGGUAUAUAAAGUUCGGUCAGAAUCCUACACGUUGUGACGGGAUUAUCCAUAAAGGAUCCGAAAAUCUCUUAUGUGGGAGUGCAAAGAAGCAGAUCCAGAGUACAGAAAAUGUUAACAGGACCAAGAGUCAUUCUAAACCUCACCCAAAAAAUUUCCUAAUCAUCAAAGAUGAUUUUGAAGAUAUUGAUAGGCUUCUCUUAGGUGAUAAGCGGAGUAAAGACCAGAUAAACUAUUAUGAAAAAAUGACAGAAUCCUAUAAGAUGAAUUCAUCUACAAAUUUAAUGUAAAACAGCCCAAAUUGGGUUCGUAGUUUCAAUA